AUGCCAAUAGAAAGCAAAGAUCAAGUCCAGAGUCUGAUCAAUCCUGAUGGCUCAGAUAUGCGCCGCAUGUCGGACAACAUCGACAGAGACUUGAUCACCAUCCCCCAGCACACGAGCUCCGAUGGCAACGCACCCACCCCUGAGAUACCGCGUCGAUCUGGUCGUUUGAAGAGCAAGCAUGUUACAACUCCAAACCCGCGAAAUUACAAACCCAUUAAGUUGAAACCUUCGAAGCCUUCGUCAAAGAAGCAAAAACCAGCUGCUUCUCCUGCCAAUGACGAGAGCGUUCAGCCCGUUAUCCUCCGUUUGGCAUCAAUUCCCGAACCUUCACAACUCACCGAUAAGCUGUUUGACUCGUCUGUAGAGGAGCUCUGGCGAGUCCACGGUGAGCUCUGUUACGAAAGGGCCAUCCUCGAGCGUCGUAUUUGGGCAUUAGGAGAAGAUAUCAAUAAGCUGGCUGAGGUUAUUUCCCAUCGGGAAAAGAGAGCUCCUACUCCUGUUCGUGGCUCCAAAUGGGGUGUCUAA
This is a messenger RNA of Penicillium nucicola, 525 nucleotides long. RefSeq lists its product as uncharacterized. Bases 1 to 525 code for a protein of 174 amino acids. NCBI's taxonomy places the organism in Eukaryota, Fungi, Ascomycota, Eurotiomycetes, Eurotiales, Aspergillaceae. The transcript has a single exon. The record is from RefSeq and is a predicted model, not a curated record.